CCACCCAAGCUCAAUCAGACAUCAUGGCAGCCAAAGCUAAAGCGAGGACCGUCCUCGUCAAGCUCGUCUCGAGCGCAUUGACGGGCUACUUUUACACGACGACGAGGACCAGGUUGGCCGACAAGUUGGCUUUCAGAAAGUACGACCCGAUCGUUCGCCGGCACGUCCUCUUUACCGAACAGAAGAUGAAGUAGACUCCCCUUCAAAACUCUGGGAAAGGCGGACCUGAUCGCUCAGGCGUCCCAUACAAGCCCAAAGGUGGAACCCACCACUGCUGUUCGUAUCACCGCAACUUCCUGGACUCCGUCUCUCGCUCCGGGUCGGUCAUGAACUACACUCGGCGCACAUCCGGGAUCUCCAUUCGGCCGCUCCUCAAACCCAAAUCCAGACUCGAAACAUACAUACACCUUGACGCCCGAAUGGGAUGCGAGACGCCUCGAUCUAGACUCGGACGGAUUUCGAUCUCUGCAUUGUCAAACGAAAAAGAAUAGAAAACAAAACAGUAUAAAAAUGCCUCAUACCAUAGCCUACU
Molecule: messenger RNA, 532 nt
Organism: Filobasidium floriforme
Lineage: Eukaryota; Fungi; Basidiomycota; Tremellomycetes; Filobasidiales; Filobasidiaceae
Exons: 3
Coding region: 24-194 (56 amino acids)
Biological process (GO): translation
Cellular component (GO): mitochondrion; ribosome
Molecular function (GO): structural constituent of ribosome
Source: RefSeq, a predicted model, not a curated record